Molecule: messenger RNA, 477 nt
Organism: Sciurus carolinensis (gray squirrel)
Lineage: Eukaryota; Metazoa; Chordata; Mammalia; Rodentia; Sciuridae
Product: vesicle-associated membrane protein 3-like
Exons: 1
Coding region: 8-319 (103 amino acids)
Biological process (GO): vesicle-mediated transport; SNARE complex assembly; vesicle fusion
Cellular component (GO): SNARE complex; plasma membrane
Molecular function (GO): SNAP receptor activity; syntaxin-1 binding
Source: RefSeq, a predicted model, not a curated record
CGCCAAAAUGUCUGCAAGCGCCCCUGCAGGUUCCAGUGCUGCCACUGGCGGCAGUCGGAGAAUUCAGCAGACACAGACCCAAGUGGUUGAGGUUGUGAACAUAAUGAGAGUCAAUGUGGACAAGGUGUUAGAAAGAGACCAGAAGCUCUCUGAGCUAGAUGACCGUGCAGAUGCAUUACAGGCAGGAGCUUCUCAAUUUGAGACAAGUGCUGCCAAGUUGAAGAGAAAAUAUUGGUGGAAGAAUUGCAAGAUGUGGGCAAUAGGGAUCAGCGUUCUGGUCAUUAUCGUCGUCAUCAUCAUUGUAUGGAGUGUCUCUUAAUGAAGAACUGGUGAAACUCAAGCCUGCUGUCCAGGAAACCUCUUCAAGACUUUUGACUUAGAACCUGCUAUAUUAUCCAGCUUACCUACUGUUAUUUGCAAAAUGAUUAUUUUUGUUGGUUCAUGUAAAGUUUGGUUUCUAGGCUGUGUGCCCUUGUU